Cylicostephanus goldi is the source of this 342-nucleotide messenger RNA. Lineage: Eukaryota; Metazoa; Nematoda; Chromadorea; Rhabditida; Strongylidae. The record is from the annotation of a GenBank genome assembly.
AUGUUACUGCUUCUAAGUUUGAUAGCGGUUUGCGCGGCGAAGUUGGAUCUCACCGUGAGACUACCUUUGGAACAGGCAGAAAAGCUCGAUGGGGAGGACCUCAUAACUUACCUGCGCAACCAGAACUUGUUCCAGGUAAAAGAAUCCAAAGAAGCUGAUGAGCGCAUGGAAUAUUUGAUGGAUCCGAAGUAUUUGGUUUCUCCUAGUGCAGAGGAGCGUGUAGAACUGGAUAUUGGUGAUGAACCCAUACCUGAGGAGUUAGUCUUUCAUGAUGUUCCCGCAACAAAGACUGUAUUUAUCCAAAAAGCAUUUCUUGUACUAAGGCAGGAAUGCAAACAAUAG